AUGUUUGCAAUCUAUAGAAAGUCAAACGACUCAAACCAGCCGCCACCGCGGACACCGGAGCGCACAGCGCAAAGCCGGAGUAAAACCCUAGCUAUGGCCGCCGCCGCCGCCGCCGGGGCAGCCCCCCUCGUCACCGUGGCGUUCCUCCUCCCCAUCCGCCUCCUCUCACUCGCCUUCAGCCUCCGCCUCCCCACCUUCCCACCCGUCGCCCCGGCCCGCCGCUCCGCCGCGGCGCUGCUGACCGUCGCGGCGCUCCUCACCGUCACAUGCGCCAUGCCCGACGCGGGAUCCAGCGCCGCCCCCGACGCCGAAGCCCUCCGGUCGGAGAUCAGCGAGCUCAGGCUCAAGCUCGCGCGGUUGGAAUCUAUUUUGGAGGAAAACACAAAAACUUCGAGGAGUAAAGCCUACACUUUGGAGGAGGGAAACAAACCCACCGAGGCAAUGGAAACUGACAACCAGCUUUUAAGGAAUGAAGAAUCUUACUCUGAAAGCAACAUAUAUAUAAUGGAGGAUGAGGCGCAAAUCCUGCAGCAGGAGGUCAGAAAGAUAAACAACAUUGCAUACACCAUAGAAUCACUGGCAAUUGAUGCUGAGAAAAGGGUAGAGUUCCUGAGUUCAGAAGUCAAAAAGAUCGAGAGUAUAAUUACAGAGCAAUGGAUCCAGAUAAGGCAAUUUGAACAAGCAUUUGUGGUAACAAAGAUGAUGACUUCGAAAGUUCAUAAAAGGAGGUUCUCUGAGGGUGCCUACAAGUGGUCUGGAAAGGACAUACUUCUGAAGUAUGUCAGGAAUGUUGAUCUACAUGGCAUGUUUCUUGCGGGGGUAUCGCACACAAGGACCUGUGUUUCUCAUACUUACAAACACUGCAAGAGUUUCAUACAAGUAAUGAAGAGAUGCUACCAUAAGGCUUCCAAGUUCCACAAAGCGAUACAGUACCAGUGCUCUCCUGAUGUUGAUGUGCCUAAUGCCUUCUUCUUGGGUGGAUCCAUCUCAAGAUCGUGCAUUUCUCUUCCUUAUAAGCAAUUCAAGAUAUCCAUUUCAUCAGCACAACAAAUUCACUAUAAGGUCCAAGUGUAUCUCCAAGAUGCAAUGAGAUCCAACAUAUACAGCAGAGGUAUAGCAAGUGAGCCGGUCACAUUCUGCUUGGCGUAUCUCGUCGUCAUAUCUCCGUUGUGGGCCGUGUGGUUCCUUUUCUCAUCGCGAUUUGGAUCAUCGAUAUGA
Molecule: messenger RNA, 1218 nt
Organism: Triticum turgidum subsp. durum (durum wheat)
Lineage: Eukaryota; Viridiplantae; Streptophyta; Magnoliopsida; Poales; Poaceae
Source: the annotation of a GenBank genome assembly